AUGAAGAUAUUGAUAUUGAGCAUCAUCACUCUGAGUUGCGCGUGCGCAGACCAACGUCGGUUUCCGAGGGAGUUCGAAUUCGGCGCCGCCACCUCCGCCUACCAGAUAGAGGGAGCAUGGAACGUAUCAGGAAGAGGCGAGAGCGUCUGGGAUCAUCUGACACACUCAUACUCUUUCUUAGUAGCUGACCAGAAAACUGGGGACAUAACCACCGACUCCUACCACAACUACAAGAGAGACGUCGAAAUGAUGAGGGAACUGGGCUUGGAUUCCUACAGAUUCUCCAUCUCCUGGCCAAGGAUUUUGCCAGAUGGUCUAACCACAGUCAACGAAGAUGGCAUCGCAUUCUACAAUAACUAUAUCGAUGAAAUGCUAAAAUAUGGAAUAAAACCCAUGGUGACGUUGUACCAUUGGGAUUUACCGCUUAAGCUUCGAUGGUUAGGUGGUUUCGCCAAUCCCAACUUCCCUGAAUGGUUCGAGAGCUAUGCAAGGAUUGCUUUCGAGAAUUUCGGUGACAGAGUGAAGUUUUGGACCACUUUUAAUGAGCCUUCUCAAAUAUGUAUCCCUGCUUUGAGUUUCCCCGAAAUUAAUGUGGCGGGUGUAUAUCAAUGCGCGAAGAAUAUCGUGUUGGCUAACGCCAAGGCCUACCGUCUAUAUCAUGAUGAGUUCAGAUCCCAGGGUGGCCAGUGUGGUAUCACUAUUGACGUCCAAUGGUAUGAGCCUCUGCAGGACACAGAAGAGAACAGACAAGCAACGGAACUCGUUCGUCAGUACCAGUGGGGCCUAUAUGCAAAGCCAAUAUUCUCCCAAGAAGGUGGAUUCCCAAAGGAACUAUCUGAAGUCAUAGCCACGCAGAGUGCACAGUUGGGACUACCAUCUCUUUUACUGGAAUUUACUGAUGAAGAGAGGGAAUUCGUGAGAGGCACUGCUGACUUUUUCGGCGUCAACCAUUACACUGGCAAGGUGGUAAAUAUUACGAAGUACGAGCAUCCUUCGGGUGGAAUAGAAACGCACAUUGAUUAUAGCUAUAUGCCUCCUGAUUGGCCACAAUCAGCGACGAGUUGGUUACGUCAAGCACCACACAGCCUCUUCAAAGUCCUGAUCGACCUGCACAAUAAAUACAAUGGGACUGUCUUCUACAUCACCGAGAAUGGCUGGUCAACUCUACCUGGAGUCAUGGAUGAUGAUGACAGGAUUGCAUACCAUAGGACAGCUUUGGAAGAUGUUUUGGACUGCCUCGACGCUGGAGUCAACAUCAGGGGUUACAUGGUCUGGAGCCUGAUGGACAGUUUUGAAUGGGACAACGGUUACACAACAUGCUUUGGUCUCUACGCGGUAGACUUUGAAGACCCUGAGAGAAGCCGUACUCCGAAGAAGUCAGCUUUUGUCUACAAGGAGGUGGUGAGGAGUAGAGUGGUAGACCACAACUACGAACCGGCCAAUAGGACCAUGUCGAUAGAUAAAGGACACUAG
Messenger RNA from Aricia agestis (brown argus), 1473 nucleotides. RefSeq names its product myrosinase 1-like. Gene Ontology annotation, molecular function: beta-glucosidase activity. NCBI's taxonomy places the organism in Eukaryota, Metazoa, Arthropoda, Insecta, Lepidoptera, Lycaenidae. Gene Ontology annotation, biological process: carbohydrate metabolic process. The transcript is spliced from 6 exons. The record is from RefSeq and is a predicted model, not a curated record. The coding region runs from base 1 to 1473 and encodes 490 amino acids.